Molecule: messenger RNA, 25489 nt
Organism: Podarcis lilfordi (Lilford's wall lizard)
Lineage: Eukaryota; Metazoa; Chordata; Lepidosauria; Squamata; Lacertidae
Source: the annotation of a GenBank genome assembly
CCUCAAUAACCCUCACAGCCCACGAAGCUUGGUGAGUGGUGACAGAGUCAGUGUCUUAAGUCAGUGUAACGUUCCUCACGUGCUCAAUUGAUAAUACUGGGGUGGGGGAAACUAGUGUGCCUGUGGUUUUGCCUGCAACUGUGGUCUAUUUCUUUAAUGAAUGAGAGAGAGAGAGAGAGAGAGAGAGAGAGAGAGACGCUGUUUCAUAACUGACUGGCAGAGCAGCAAAUGAAGAAAGCUGGAAUUAGGGUGAGGGAUCCCCCCAAGGAGCUAACACACAAGAAACUGGAGCAGGCUGAGGGUGGGAAAAAGAGAAAGGGAGGACGAAGCACAAGUGCAUAAACGCAGAAGAUUUGGGGAGGGUCACAUGGCCGCGCGCUGUUUCCUCUGCCCUUGGGUUGCCCUUAAUUCUCCUCCUCCUCCUCCUCCAAUGUGGAGCUGCGUUCGCCCACUCCGCUUCUACCCCGGUGCCUGAUUCCCUCGCCUGAAAGGUCCCUUCUCCCCCGGCCCCGGCCUUAUCGAUCACGUUAAUGGUGCUGCUGCUGCUGCAAGCUGCAGCUGCCGGCGCCUGGAAGUGCUGCAGCGUCUCCGGCUCGCCUCCCCUGGAGCUGCAUUGCUGUAGCAGCGCGCAGGCACCCACAGAGCCACGGAGCAGCCGGCGAGCCGAGGGGGGAAAGGAGCCGGGCGGCGAGGCCACCUGACCUGCCCCGCGCCGCCUGUGCACAUUCCAAAAGCAGCCCGUUCCUAAUAAAGAAGCGAUGGGGAUCCGGCACCGUCUCGCGCGCCUUCGGCUCUCCCUAUAAAUACUCGCCCUGCAAAGAAAACAAGCUUCGGUUGCUUCUGUCCUGCCCGCCCCAGACUCGGGCUGACCGGCAAAAAACCCAAAGCAUACCUAACCAAAGCAAAACAAACAAAAAGAGAGAGAGCGAGAGCCGCCGCGGGAGGUAAGAGAAGCCAAAGCAACUGCAGCCCGAGAGCCUGAGGCGAGGAGCGCCCCUCCUGCACCCGAGCUGAACCGGCGAGAUGCCCCGAGUAGAUGCCGAUCUCAAACUGGACUUUAAAGAUGUAUUGGUUAGACCUAAGCGAAGCAGCCUCAAAAGCAGAGCAGAGGUGGGGGCCUUUCCAAACGAGCAUGCUUUUUCCCCCUUAAUACUUCGCAUCUAACUCCGGUAGAUAACCUCUUUUUCUCUUGGUUUUUGCAUUUCCCAAGUUAACGGGUUAAUGAGCGCUGUCUGUCUGCUUCUCUCCCGCCUCUUGUCUUUCCCGCUGCGGCCCCGAAUAAAGCAAUCCAGACCCCCCCCAUUUGUUACCUCAUGGGUGAGGUUAGGUGGACUCUUGCGUACUAAGAUAAAAUCACACGGCAGGCAGCACUUCCCCCCCUCCAGUUUCUCCUUUGCAGGAGCUUUUGCCUCCUUGCAAGGAAAGAGCCCUUGCAAACGUGAAACGUGAGCUCCUCCCUUCCCCCUAAGAACUGCUUGUGCUGUCCUGAUAGGGGCAUUAGCCUAAAACGUUUUUAAUUAUUGUUGUUGUUCCUGCUGCUGCUGUUACUUUGCAAGAAAAUACAGUGGAUGGAAGAAGGUGACCUAGAGUUGUGUAGAACUGUGCUCGGAAUUGUUUUGCAGAGAGGCGCGGAGAAACUGCCGGCGUGACACAUCAUUUGCUGGCUAAUGGGUGGACGGGAGUGGGGGGGCGAUGACUCAAAUUACAAGCCAUGCAUCGCAAGCCUGCAGUUUCCAGGAAAAGUAAUAUCAGGGAGAAGCUGUUUUGUGAGGACAAGGCAGGUCAGGACACACAUACACAACGGAGGGGAAGGCAGAUACUUUUGUGUUUUUGUAAAUUGACAGCCAAAUUAAAAAAGCGUCCAUUUUUAUUUAUUUUUUGAAACUAGCAUGAACUUUUAGCUGUAGCUGUGUAUGUAUGUGUUUGCAAAGCAUCAGUUUAUGGGAUGUUCGACAUCUAAAGCAGAUUUAGUUAAUUAACUUUUAAAUAUAAAUUGACAUUUAAGAUCCUAUGUUAAAAAAGACUUUGAAAAGGGUGUGUGUGUGGAUGGGUGGGUGGAGGGGAAGAAUAACUACAUCCAUGAAGAAUAGGUCUGCAACAUAGAUCUUGCCAUGGUGGCUAAAUGGAACUUCCAUGCUCACAGAAGGAAUGUGCCACUGAAUGCCAGUCCCUGGGGGGCAACAGCUAGAGAAGGCUGUUGUGCGCCUGCCUUGUUUAGUUGCCCAAUUUGGGUAGCAGGAUGCUAGGCUUUGAUGAUGUGCAUUUGGUCUGAUCCAACAGGUUUCUUAAUGCACACGCAUACAGUGGUACCUCGGGUUACAUACGCUUCAGGUUACAGACUCCGCUAACUCAGAAAUAGUGCUUCAGGUUAAGAACUUUGCUUCAGGAUGAGAACAGAAAUCAUGCUCCGGCAGCGUGGCGGCAGAAGGAGGCCCCAUUAGCUAAAGUGGUUCUUCAGGUUAAGAACAGUUUCAGGUUAAGAACAGACAUCCAGAACGAAUUAAGUACUUAACCCAAGGUACCACUGUACUCAGGUUUUCUGCUGGAGGUGGGUGGGUGGGAAUAGCUUGGUCAGCUGUCAAUAAAAGCAGCAAUCUUCUUCUUUCUUUAUUAAAAUCCCUGCAAUCUAGUUUGUGGUUGGAUAAUUCACACCAGCAACCAUUGCUACUGGUAAAGGCAUUUUCAAAAAAACACUACAGGCAUUAUAUCUCUGUAACCAGAAUAGUGUUGUAGGAAAUCCCUCUGGAAUUUGGAGUUGCAUAUCUCUUGACCCAAUAGGCUUACCAUGACCUACAUGGUAUGAUCUACCUAUCAACUUGGAACAACAUUCCAAAGAUAAGUGGCACUUUUGUAUUGCCUAUUCCAUGGGGUACUGUAAGGACUAAAUAAAAGUACCCAGUUGUUUUUUAAAUGAGAAAAAUAGCUUUAAUUUAAAACCAACUUUUUGUAGCCAUCAUUAACAUAGAUUUCAAUGGAAGAAAGUUUAGGCUGCUUUAAGAUAUACAUGCCAUCAGGUGUUUUGUAUCUACACCCAAAGUAUUAAAUGUAAUGUUUCCAGCUGCGUAUAUCAUACAAGUAAACGAGCCAACAGCAUUUUCCUGCAAAAUAAGGCCACAUGCUUGUUUAUUUUGGUGUAAUGGGUAGAGCGGUUAUUGCAUCCAAGUAAGAAUUCAGUCUGUAUGUAUUUACUUUAGAAUAAGGCUUCAAUCCAACCCCUAUUAAUUUAGGCCCUGGUUCAUUUAGGAUUUUCUUUAGAGUAAACAUGGUUAGGACUGUGCUGACUUACUUAGAGCAGAUCUUUUGAAAUAAUUUGUGUAUGUUAGUCAUGACCUACAAGUCCAUUGAUUUUAAUGGGUCUACUCAGUAUGAUUUAGUUGGCUACCAACUUAUGGGUUGUAAUUGUGUAUAGAAUUGGGUGGCAUGCUUGUUUAGGACUGAUUUCUGUUUUGCUUGCCACAUUCCGUUCUGAAACAAAGGAGAAUAUUCUAAAUUAAGGGAUAUCUGGCUGCCUAGUUUGACCGUACUGCUUAUGGUAACAUGCAAGUUGCUUUCUUUUUUUUUAAUGCUUUUUUAUUAAAGAUUUUCUUGGUUUAGAAAAGUAUGUGCAAUCUCUCUCUCUCUCUCUCUCUCUCCCUCUCCCCCCCCCCGUAACAUUUUUUACAGAUCAGUUUCAUUUGAUGAGACAUUAGGAAGAAGAGGGGGAAAGAGGUGGGGGGGUGGGGGGGUCAGGUGGCGAUGCUUCUAUUAUACUUAAUAUAUUUGGGGUUUUGUGUCAGCGUUGCUUGUGCAGGUUCUCUGCUAUUCACUUGUGUUCCUUUGGUGGUGCGAAAGGUUGGGGUUGGCCUAGGGUGUGGUUGUUUGUUUGUGAUUGGCUGUGGUGAUCUUUGUUUUCAUGUGUGAGUGGGGUGGGUGGGUGUUUUGGAUCAUGUUAGCCAUUGAUUUGUAUGCUGUUGAUGGAUUUUUGUCAUUGUCUUGUUGGGCUGUGUAUGGGAUAAAGGGGAGCCAACAAUUUCACAACGGUAGAAGGUAGAGAAAAUGUGGGAAUUUAGCCACAGAAGUUAUGGGUAAUUAGAGUAACUCUGAAUAUGCUGCUUCUCUCUCAGGAAACGGAACACUAGCUAUUGAUUAUUUGUAUAAUUCAUAGGAGAUUCUUCAUGGUCCACAAGCUAGCUCUCAGAUGUAUGGGAUAAGAGUGGGGAAGGCAGGUGUGAUCCUGCUCUUAGUUCAGGCAUCCCCAAACUCGGCCCUCCAGAUGUUUUGGGACUACAAUUCCCAUCAUCCCUGACCACUGGUCCUGUUAGCUAGCGAUGAUGGGAGUUGUAGUCUUAGAUGUUGAGUUGAGGAUAUUAAAAGGGGAGAAUGCUGCAAAGCAGGGACCCAAGAGCUUGUAUAUAUAUAUAUGUGGGUAACAAAUAUUUUAAACCUUUUCAACUCAGCCAUUUAUAUUUGGUUGGCCAUUGUAUUAAUUCUAGGUAUCACUUUACUCAUGAGUUAAGAGGGAGGCAGACAUUAUGUCCCCCUCUGUGACUUCUGUUUUCUUUUAAUUCCUGACUUGUAAGGAUGAGCCUAUGUUGCUGCCAACAAAAAAUCAGAGAGGUUGGGGAGACAUUGGAUACAGGUUCUGCUUGUAAUGAAUGAGGUCCAGCAUUAUACAAUUACCUAUUAAUUAUUUAUUUGGGAGAUGCAUAGUCUGCUUAUCAAUACACUGCUUUUCAAGGUAGAGAACAGCAGUUAACAGAAAAUAUAAUAGUGUUUUCACAUCAUCUUGGCUAAUAGGCCGAGAAGCGAUAACAAUAAAACCAUCCCAAAACUGAGGCAGAGCAACAAACAAAACCAUUAGGCAUAUUAAACAGCAACAGCCUAUUUAAAAAGACAAACCUAUAAAGGUUGUUUAAAAGAGGCAAUGUCUUGUAUGGAACAGGCAGCUGGUUCUAUAAUCUGUGGACCACCAGGCUAACUGAUGAUUCAACUGAGCUGGAUUUUAUUAAGUACAUAUGGAAAAGAUGCUCUCUCAAGUUACCUGGUGGGUGGAGUAUAAAGCGGGAUAAAAGUAAAAACUGAAUUUAUCCUGAUAGUAAAUUGGCAACCAGUGUAGCUCACAUAAAAUUAGUAUUGCUUCCUGCAUCUAAGCCCUGUAAUCGAACGUGGCUGUUGUAUUGUGGACCAGUCACAACUUGUGAACAGGCUUGAAGUGUGGCUCUCUGUAUUGCAGUUUGGAUGGAAGGUUAGUAGGACAUGCAGUACGAGGGUCAAACAAUUCUCUUUCAUGAAUAGGGGUAAGCUAUUGAAAAGACCAAGGCUGAUAAAAUGCAUUCCUGGCCAGUUUAAGCAUCCAGAAGGAGACCUUGAUCCCAUACAGCAAACAGUCCUAACUGGGGAAUGCGAACCCUUUGGUAGCAUUUGCUAAGACCCGUUGGUGUCUGUGUGUUGAUGGUAGAGAUAUGCAUUAAAGGCCUUCGUUCAGCCCAUUUGUGGGCAGGGAAAUUGGGGGCCGUUUCACCAAAUUUGUAUAGAGUGAGAAGAAAUAUUGCAAUAAUUAUUGGGGAUGGAGCUUACCAUUAGUGGUGGCACUAGCACGGCUUUUUUGCUUUUCUCCUAAAGGUUUGUUGUUGUUGCUACUUUUCAUGCUCCGUAAUGACAUUGGGCUGGUGAUUCCAGCACAUUGUGUGUUGGAGUGCCAAGUCUCAAUUUUAAAAAAAAAAGGUGAAGAAUAUUUGGCGAAAACUAUUCAAAGUGGGCAUUUCCAGCUCAGCUCUAGGUGACUUUGAGAAUUUCAGGUCCUUAACUUACAUUAGACCAGUCAACAGCUUAAAUGGGAUGUAGUAGAAAACUAGAAAAAAGGAACUUGAUUUGACCAUCUUGAGGACAUGUUCCUAAUUGGAUAAGCAUUAAAUCUGAGAUUGGCUUACUUAGAAAUACAAUUUUGCAUUUCCUUCCUUUUAUGUUUAAAAGGCCUCAAUUCUACAUUUAGUGAAUCCCCCCCCCCAACUGAAUAGCGUAUUAAAGCUGUAUUUCUUUGCUGGUACAAAAGACUGAUUAAAAUAUGCAUUUAUUUUUUUACAGGUGGAUCUUAUGCGUACUUUCACAUUCCGUAAUUCUAAGCAAACCUACACUGGGAUCCCCAUUAUAGUAGCAAAUAUGGACACCGUAGGCACUUUUGAAAUGGCACAGGUUAUGACUAAAGUAAGUGCUUUUUAAUUCUCCUGCAAAACAGAAAGAAAAAUAAAACCCUGAAGUGUGUUACCUGAGCUGGUCCAUUGUUUCCAAAACAAACAAACAAAAAACAUAUUUGAAGCAAAAUAAUUUUAGAUUCCAGUUUUCUUUUGACUUGCAUGUGUUGCAAAUAGGCAAAGUAGGAGCAAAGUCAAGUACUUCUAAAUAUCUGUUAAACCAUGGAUAUGACAACAGUGUCUCAUACUGAAUGUAAACAAAUUGAGAAAAAGACUACAAAUUGAAAGUGGAGACACUAUAUGUGCUUUUCUUUAUUUGCUUGUUUUGUUACACAAUAAAAUCUUUAAUAAAAACUAAUUUAAAUUAAAAAAAAUAAGAUCCCAUAACAUAUUCUUGCUUUGUAGCCAUGUAGUCUUUUUGUGUGCGUUGCUGCCUGAGAUUGUAGGGUAAUACCUGCUUUCUUUUUUUCUAGUAUGCAAUGUUCACUGCAAUUCACAAGCAUUACUCUCUGGAACAGUGGGAGCUGUUUGCAAGCAAUCACCCAGAAUGCCUAGAGGUAUAUUUUCACACUAUUAAUUAUUAAGUGCAUUUACUGCUUUCUAAACUUGGGAGUUUGGGGAAAAACUGCACACAUACAAAAUGGAAAAAGAAGAAAACAACAUGUAUUGGUUGCAAGAAAUGGUUUUGUAAGGGGAGCAGUGUCUUUCUUAAAAUAAUUGUGCUAAGUGGUUUAUUCAGCAUUCCUAUGGGGAAUAUAAUAUAUAUAUAAUAGAACCAUUACAAAGAAAGCUUAGCUGUAGAAAAUGUUCAUAAAAGUUAGGGGGAAAGUGUGUUAACAAAACUUUCUCCAGUAAACUAAGAAUGAAUGCAUGGGCAUAGCCAGGAUUUGUGUUGAGGAGGGGGCAGGACUUUUGUUAGGGGGGCAGGACCAACAUGUUUGGUCAGUUAGUUAAGUAUUUAUAUUGUUUUACUUGAUGGGGGGGGCAGCUGCCCCUAUGCCCCCCUUGCCUACGCCCAUGAAUGAGCAUCUUUGAAUAACAUUACAGCAAGGGGGAACAGUUAUGAGAUUUUUAAUAGAAUGUUGGCAGUGAAAUUGAAAUGGAUGAAAUAGGUAUGGUUGCAUUUCAACAAAAUUAGACUGGAGCCAAGGAACAUAAUUCUGUAAAUUCAAACCAGGACUGGCAAACAUAUAUUUGAUGCAGCAAUCUUAAUCAGCCCAAAUGUCAUUAUGAUAGAUUAUGAAAUUCUUUCUGAAACAGCAUGCACUUUGAGAAUUAGGGCCCAGGCAAUAAGAUAGAAGACAGAUAACAGUGCGAAAGAAAGAUUCCCUGAAAACUUUGGUAAUACUUGUGAUAAAAUACUCGGGGGGGGGGGGGGAGAAUGGGAUGUUCUGGGACAUUUUUUUCAGAGCAGGAUGAAGAUACCAUUUGCCAGGGCACCAGCAUCACUGAAGUGAAUGAGGUGAUAAUGAAGUUUUCAAGUUUGUGUCAGAUUAGCAUAGAGUAAGUUAGAGAGUGAGGAAAAUAAUCCAGGCAGGCUAGAUAUGUAUUUCAUUUUAUUUGAUGGCACUAGCCUAGUGAAGCUGCCUUAUACUGAGACAGGCUGUUGUUCUAUCUAGCUCAGUAUUGUUUACCAUGACUGGUUCCACGCUUGUUUUACUUCAAGUUGUUUUUUAAAUGCCCUCUUCCAGUGAGUAGGAAAUUCAAUUCCAAGUUCAGUUUUGCGUGAUGGUGUGUUGAGGAAAUAAGAGGGCUUAAAUCCUGUUGCUCCAUAGCUUCACCAUCAUAUCCCAGCACACCCUUGAAUUGCCCAGUUUUCCCCAGUGCUGACAAAUGAAUAUUUGUGGCAGGACUCCUUCUGAAGUCUUCUGCUAGGGAGACCUCCAGUGGUGCGAAUGCCAUCCUGCUGGUGGCCUCCCUCCGUCAUGGCAGAGCACCACUUAACACUGCUGCCAGUGGCUCCAUAGCUGGCCUUUGGCUGCCUUUUGGGUUGCUAUGAUACCCAUCUUUAAACUGUGGCUUAAUAUCCUGGCUUCUGGGUAUGCUGUUAACUGUAGUUCGCACAUAAUGUGAAGCUAUGGCUAACUUACAAGCCAAAUCCUGGCUUGUUUUGGAAUGACAGAAGUGGCUAGAAAAUAUCCUUGUUUGCCGCAGAGGGAAUAUUAAAAACAGCUUGAAAAGAAAACUAAAAUAGAAAACAGUGUACAGUAUUCAAGACAAUGUUGUAAAGGACCAGAGGAGUGGAAAAUGAACUAAGAAAGAGUUUGGAUAUGGGACAGAAGCUACCAACAAUUUUUCUUUGCCAGCAUCACUGAACACAAACAAGAGUUUUUAUAGAUAGAAAAAAUUUAAAUGGGAAAGAAAGGAGGACAAAGUGUUACGUGCUCCAGAGGAAUGAAUAUCAUGCAUAGAUUAGCAGACUGCAUAACUAGGAAUGGAAGAUUUUGAUUAAUUCUCAGACCACAGUUCCAAGCUCCAGAAACAAAUUCCAACUUCUCUUACAUUGCACUCGAUUUUCAGAUUUGGCCAAAUCUCUUCCCCCAGCCUGGAGGUAUACACUAAUAUUUUAUGGUCCCAGUUGGCUUCCUCUCUCAAAUAGAUGCACAGAAAAUGCUCUUGACCUCGUUUCAAUAAAAGCUGCUGAUGAUCACUCCCUCCCUCUCUUUCCAGCAUGUAGCUGUGAGCUCAGGCAGUGGCAUGUCCGACUUUGAGAAGAUGACCAGAAUCAUAGAGGCCAUUCCCCUUAUCAAGUACAUUUGCCUGGAUGUGGCCAAUGGUUAUUCAGAAUACUUUGUGGAGUUCGUGAAAGCUGUCCGCAUCAGAUUCCCCAAGCACACAAUCAUGGUAGGUGUGAUGAGGAAAGUGGAGAAAUGGAUGGGUUUAAUUCGGUGAGAUGUUUUCUUGAUUCAAAUAAACGUGUUUCAUGGAGGAUGGCCUGGUGAAGAAGAGGACAGGGUUCCUGCAUCUGUAAUAGUUGUACAGAAGAAGGAAUUUCAGCAGGUGUAGCUUGUCACCUGGCCACUCCAGUUUCAGGCCAUGCAACUACUGCAGUCCCACUAUUUCCACAGAAUUGAAUUCUUUAUGCAUCCUUCUAUUAAAUAUCACUAUUGCUGUCAUUCCCAUUCCCAAGAAUGGGUUCCCAACAUUAGAGCGCAGUAGCUAUGAUUCAGCAAUGUGACUUGGAGAAAAGGGGCUGUAGCUGGAGUGUUAGAGCAGAUGAUCUGCAUGAGGAAGCUCCCAGGUUCAAUAUCCAGAACCUUGGAGAGCUGCUGCCAGUCGGUGCAGACAGUACUAGGCUUGAUGGACCAAGGAUCUAGCUUCCUAGGCUGUUCAGCCAUGUUCUUUUUCAGCCCACGCCCCCUGUUGAACUGCAGAGCAUUAUUAAACUCAAGGGAUUUUUGAAAGCUGCUUCUUGGCAAGAGGAUUUGGCGAUGGGGGAAUGCUACAUUAAACUACAAAGUUUAUGCAUAGUUAUGGAUAAUGAUGUGUUGUAGGUUGCCUAGAGUGGAAUUGCAGCAUAGCGCUAAGGUAGAUGUUCCAUCAGCACAAGGAUUUCUGCUUGUGAAAUGGAACGUUCUCCCUUUCCCUUCUCCCCAUGUGCCUCCUAAAACUGUUAUAGGUGUCCCCCUCCCCCAGUGUCCUCAAGGAGCAAAAUGUCUUUGGUUGAUCCAGGGCAUAAGGUAAAGGUAAAAGGUACCCCUACCCAUACGGGCCAGUCGUGUCCGACUCUAGGGUUGUGCGCCCAUCUCACUUAAGAGGCCGGGGGCCAGCGCUGUCCGGAGACACUUCCGGGUCACGUGGCCAGCGUGACGCAGCUGCUCUGGCGAGCCGGCACCAGCGCAGCACACGGAAACGCCGUUUACCUUCCCGCUAUAAAGCGGUACCUAUUUAUCUACUUGCACUUAAGGGUGCUUUCGAACUGCUAGGUGGGCAGGAGCUGGGACCGAAAGACGGGAGCUCACCCCGCCGCAGGGAUUCGGGGUUUUACCCACAGCACCACCCACGUCCCAGGACAUAAGUUGGCACACAUAUCCUAUUACAGUAAUCACCCCCACACACACACUUUAAAUGAGUGUGGUUGUUUCGGAAAUAAACUCAAUUUCUUCAUAUAAACAAAACUGUAUAUGGAAUUAUUGAAUAACAACACUAAUAACAAUAAUCCCGUUAACCCAAGCAUUUGUUCAGUGUUUCUUUCAAUUUUGGAUUGAUGUUCUUGCCUGUGUUUCAGGCAGGUAAUGUGGUGACUGGAGAGAUGGUGGAAGAACUUAUUCUAUCUGGAGCAGACAUUAUCAAAGUUGGAAUUGGACCAGGUAAGCUGAUUGGCAGUGCACAGUGAGAGUGCAGUUUUAUAUUUAUGUGCCUGGGAUGCUUGUUUCUGCAUUCAUGUAUAUUUAUUCUCUGAGGAUUUAUUUAUUUUCCUAUAAUAAUCCUGUGGACCUGAGUAGCCAUUACUCACCUUGAUGCUGGUAUAGUCUAAUCUUACAUUCCAUAACCGGGUGCUCCUUUUUCCAUUUGAAUAUGGGGUUCAGAGCAAAAAUGAUGAAGCUACAGAGAGUUUGGGUUGAGGAGAUUGUGUUCCCCCGCUAAGUUGCCUUGAUUGUCUCCUGCCAGAAGUCUGAUUUGCCCAAUAGCGCUUGGCAGAUUGCAUCUUCUGAGCCUUAGAUCUCCAUAUGUGAAAUGGAACCAGUAGUAUCCUGUUUUGCUGGGUCGCUAUAGGAUGAAUAAAACAAGGAUUGCCAUGUACUUUAAACACUAAAACUGCCAUAGAAAUGAACGAAUGAGAAUAAAUAAAUCACCACCAGUGAUUUAUUUAUUCUCAUGUGCCCAGUGAUCAAGCUGUGCUAUAGUGUUUCAAUGCCAUGAAAUAAAUUGCCCAUCUUUCAAAAUUAAAAACACCUUCAACCAGAGGUUUUCAAGCUUUUUGAUUCCACGCCUUCCUUGGCCAACUGGGCUCAGGAGCCCAGUUAUGUCACCCCUUGUCCAAAGAGCUGGCAGCCUCUCACCCUUUUUCAAACAGCCUCCUUUGUGGAGUGUUCUCCUCCUCUUUUUCCUUGGAAGUCCUCUGGGCAGUUGCUGCUGCCGCCCCUGGUCUCUGAGCCCCCCCCCCCCCGCCCCCAAAAGAGGUGCCUCUUCACACUGCCUCACAGGGGCCUAUGACUUGUCUGACCAUUGCCAGCAGCAAGGUUUGGUGGACUGGCUUGGCUCCCUCGCCUGCUUGCUUGCAUGCUCUGAGGCUGCCUCAGCUCCUGGCAACCAGCACCCCCUGGCCAGCCCCAGAGGCACCAUUCACCUGCGGAGCUUGUAGCCAGGGCUACUGCAACAAAGAGCCGUGCAAGCCUUUGGGAGGCAGAGACAUGAGAGGGCAUCAGAGGAGGGAGGGAAGGAAAGAGGGACACAGGCCAGUGUUGCCCAUGGCACUCCUGACCAUCCUUCAAGGCACAUCAGGGUGCCAUGGCACACUGGUUGAAAACCACUGGCUUAAGCUGUACAAGUUAGCCAUUUUUUGGAAAUGGUGGCUCAUCUACCCAGACCUCUUCAUCCAUAUGAAUUGGAGGGGAAACCUCUUUCCUGAUGUCCUAUCAUUUUUAGGCAGAAAUUAGUAGGCUCAUCUUAUUGUUUCACUUAGAUUGAAAGCCUGUGGUGAGCUAGAGUGACCCCAGUGCCCGUUUUCCUGCCUGUAAAAGUCUUUAGAAACCUUACUUCCUUAAGCCCAGAAAUAAGACAUCAAUGUAAGCCAAGCAUAGUUGGAGCUGAUGUAGGCUUAACACUUCCAAUUUAUUAACCAUAGAUCAGGAGGAGGCUGCAUCUUGGCCUGCUCCCACCCCCACCCCCCCACAUAUCAAUUUCCCUACCCUUCCAUUGCCAGCUCUUAAAAAAUCAUGCGUUCUAAUGGCACUUGCAGGAUUAAGAGGGAACUCUGGUUAGCAUUAACCACCAGUAUUGCUGACGCAAUGCUUAACUGUAGUAAAAGCUUGCAGAGGAAGGGCAGAGGGAUUUUGUACAGAAGAGGGAAGGGGAUGUGCAACAUUGUGACCUCCUGUCCAUUUCUUAAACAUGGCCGAGACGUUGCUUUUGGCAGGGUUCUCCGUUAUAUUUGGUUUAGUAACCUGUUUAAAUGUAGGCUAGAUGAUGCCACCACGGUCAGGUGGAUUAGCAGCUGGUUGGCAAACUGGACAUAAAGAGUGGUAAUCGGUGGUUCCUCAUAAAACUGGAGGAAGGUUCCAAGGGCAUUUUGAAUUCUAUUGGGCACCUUCUGUGGAGUCAGGUGCUUCUCCUGCAAGUAAAAAUUUGGUGUGCCAGUUGAAAAGGAAAGAAUCUUGCAGCUGUGUGGGCUGUCAUAAUGACAGAGCUGCUCCCACAGGGGAGAAAGACACCGGUGGUUUCACCUGCCCUAAUCUACAAGAUACCAUAGCUUUGGUUUCAUCUUUCCAUCUGUUUGUUUUCAAUGUCUAGGAUCUGUGUGCACCACUCGGAUAAAAACUGGUGUGGGUUAUCCACAGCUGAGCGCAGUGAUUGAAUGUGCAGAUUCUGCUCAUGGACUGAAGGGGCAUAUAAUAUCCGUAAGUAUGAUCUGCAGGAAAUGCCAUAAAUAAGGCAGGGUUAUAGAAUGACAUCCCAACAAGAAGAUGUUUAAGGAAACCCUUUCCGCAGUCAUCUCUGACCUCUUGAGACCUCUUGAGCUCAGGGGUGUUUCAAAGGCAUGAGUUAGAAACUCUGGCUCCUAACUUCCAACUGCUCAGAAAUAGACCUUUGAGUCAUGCCUUUGUGUCCAGUAGUUCAACCCCGUUUUGUGAACUGACUCCUUAGGUAGCAAAAUAGUCUGUGAAAGUGCAUAUCUAAUUUAUGCUUUCCAAGAGAAGAGGGAUGUGUAGCAGCUUGGUAAGGAAAAAGAGCCUUAGUCAAAAAAUAGUGAUAUGAGGUUGAGGUGCCAUGAAGUUGACGUUCAAGGUUUUGAUGAGUUCCAGUUUCACAAGGAAGUGAAAUAUCUUUAUUUUCUAAGGAGCACCCAUGUUCUAAGUUGUCAAGCCACCCACAGGGACAGCGCACCCCGUUUUGCCACUGCAGGUGAAAUGGGAUCUGCUUCCCCACUCCACCCUGCCACUCACCCUGCCUCUGCGCCACCUGCCUCUGCCAGCGCCACUGCUGCGCCACCCGCUCCGCUGCUGUGCCACCCUGCCGGUGAAGUUGUAUUGGCUCUGAUUCCCUCUGAGAUCUUGAGAGAUUUGGGUGAGAUCUCACCAAAAAUGGCACCAAUGCCGGCACCGCUUCUCCUGCAGAGCAGGUGAGGCAACUGCAGAAGUUCCGCUUUCUGUCACCUGAGGUGGCUGCUUCAUUCCGCCUCAUGGCUGGCCCUGGCCACUCACAAUUUGAAUUUCAUAUGGAAAGAGUGCUAUUUAACUAACACAGCACAUUACACAUUUUAAAUAAGUUUCCAAGACUUCUACGAUAUGUCUUUAGGAAGAACACCAAUUUAUGCCUAGGUCUCCCAAAGGCCUUUUCCCCUUGGUUAUCUGGUGUUUGCAUUAGAUGAAGCUUUGGUGUUGUUUGGUUUCUUCCUGAAGUUAUUUGUGCCCGUUAAUGUGUCUGUGAUUGAAAUAAGACUAAACAACUGUCUCCUCUUACUUUUCUGCCCCUUUGAAGCAGACACAACUGAAUCUCCUAUUUCAUAAACCCUGCUGGUUUUUAGGACAACAAAAAAGAUUAUUUUUCACAAGUUCCUAUUUCCUCACCUGAGCUAGUUUUCCAUGUCAGUUCAUAUUUUUGCAGAUAAAUAAUAUAAGGGCCUUCAUACCCUUUUAAAAUGCCAGAUGAGGAGCCAAAUCUUUUACGUAUCUGUCAGAAUUGUAAAGAUUGUCUCAAAAGAAGAAUUGGUAACUCUAUAGUUGCUUUUGUUGUAAGUGGUUGGACUCUGAUGACUGCUUGGGCAUUCAGAUCCCCUAACAGCCCACUGGUAGAAUGCAUGAUCAAUCCCUGGCAUUUCUAGUUAAAAGAAUCAGGUUGGAGGUCAUGGGAAACUAAGAGACCAGUCAGCUUUGGCUAGUCAACAGUUGAGAAUACUAAGCUAGUCAGGCAGAUAAUCUGGUCUAGUAUAAGGCAGCUUCUUGACAUAUGAGAGAUAUUUUCUUCUGUUACUGACUGUAAUUUUUGCAUCUCAUUGCCAUUCAACUCCCACUUCAUAUUUUCUCUAUGUGCAUGUAUGUCUAUAUGCAUUGUUACAAAAGUAAUGUUCCACCCCCACACUCUGCAAGAUUUCCGGGGGGUUCCAGGCACUCACCCAGGGUCUGUGUUGUUUUGGAGAAUAGAGACAUGGCAGAGACUGUUGUAGCUUUAAGAAAUAUGGUUUAUUCACUUAGUUACACCUCCAGCAUGCAUGGAGGGAGUCCAGUUCUCACAGUAUGGUCAUUUCAAGAGGGUCUUGUCCCCUCAGUGAUGCAGCCCUGGAGUCCAAGGCAUCUCUCCCAGCCAGCCUUCACAAGAUAGAUCCCUGUCUUUCUUCUCCCUCUCUUCUUCCCAGCACACCAUGCUCAAAACUCUCCUGUCGCUUCGAACCCACACCCCACCACUGUGGCAAGUUGGCAACCUCUGUCUGCCCAGGCUCAGGCUCUCAGAUGGGCUAUCAACCCAUUUUGUCAUGUUAAUGCCUCUAUCUCAGGUGAGGCCCUGGCUUGGGAAGCAAUCUUAGCCUGUACUUUUCCACUGACCUCCAAUCUUCCCCUCAAUACUCCAGAUAAUCAAAAUCCUACCAUUUAUUAAUUUAUAGUGUUUAGGGGGGGGUCGCCCAAAUCUAUAACAGUAUAUAUUUCUGAAUGAAGUAGGCUUUAGUUCUUGAAAUAUUUCACAUGCCAUAAGGCUCUUUGUGCCACAGCAGACUAAGCCAGCUACCCUCUGAAAAUGUUCUUCUGUGAUGAUCUGUUAUUUGGUCCAAACCUGUAGCAAAAAGCCAGAGUAAUGAUGGAAAAGCUACCCAGUUAGUUCCUAUUUGGUUUCCUCCUAUGGCAGCUCAGCAAAGAACCAAGGAGUCAGCCAUCAUACUUUGUAGUGAGCCCCAGCUACUUAGGCUGAAAGGACAAAUUGCUGGAGACACGUGACCUGCUGUGGAAAAGAGGCAACCUCAGAGUCCCUGCAUCUUCUAGUAACGUGUCUUAGAGCAAAAUAUGUUCAUGUCAUUGUACUCUAGUAUUCACCAUCUCUGCUCCACUUUCAGUGUUCGAAACUCCCAUUGUUCUAGGCGCAUUUUGCGACAGGGAAUUUCAUGAGGGCGAGCAUUUUCUGAGCUCUGGGCACAGUACUGAGCCUAAGAUUUCAGAUGAAAACUGCAGAGUGGAAGGAAAGGAGGACCUUUUUCUGCCUUCCCACUCUCAGCUACUCUCUGAAGACUGGAGAAGAGACCCUCUUAAGAAUAUUAGCAGGGUGGGCAGGGGAAGGACUAGACCAGGGGUCUGCAACCCGUGGCUCCGGAGCCGCAUGUGGCUCUUUUACACCUUUGCCGCGGCUCCGGGGCGGAUACUAGCGAGGGGAGGAGGCGCAUUGUGCGCUGUACUGGCUGUGACGUCGCAUGGGGGUGCGUGCGUUAGUCAAGCACCGUCCCGACGUCACCUUCCCACCCGCCCACCCACUACACUGUAAGGGGCAUGUACGCUGGUCACUGCAUUGAAAGGGGGCAUGUACGCUGGUCACUGUUUUGAAGGGGAGUAAAGAACACACACACACAAAAAGGCAACUUGUUAAUUUAACGUUUAUUUCUAUGAGGAGGAGUAAUUCUGAGAGGUCAAACAAAGAAAUAAUAAAAAAAAGUGACAAAAAGUUAUUUUUAUAAUGACGAGUUUUGCGGCUCCCAGGUUUUUUUUCUUCGGAAACGGGUCCAAGUGGCUCUUUUUGUCUUAAAGGUUGCAGACCCCUGGACUAGACCAUGUGAAAAAUGAACAUAGUAUUUUAGCUGCAAGUUCAUUUAUUUUCAUCUUUGUAUUCUUGUUAUAAAAAAUAGUGCCUAGACAUUCCAUUGUUGCGCCCAUAACCUAGGUUUAAGGUGCCACUUAGCUCCUAGCUUUCAUAUCUGUUUCUGACACUUUAUAAGGAAAAGGAAACCUGAGGUGUAAUGGUGUCGUAUUACACAUUUUGCUUUACUAUAUAUUAUUAGGGAGUGAGGAACUGCUGCAAGGAUGUUGGAGUAAUGGCUAAUCUGGCUUUAGUUUAGAAAAUGUGAGAGCCAAUUCCUACAUGUCUUUGAGGCCUACUAAAAUCAACAUGAGGCGACUUAACUGUGUCAGUUUGGGAGACUGAAUAUAUUUUGAAGUGCCCUCUUGUGGCAAGAGCCAGUAUUUAUCAUGCCAGACGGGAGUCCCAGCCAGCAUUGCUUUGGAAUAGGGUACAUUCAAACAACCUGCCCUUCCAGCUGAAACCAAUUUGAUAACCAUUUUGUGGAGGUUCCACAGUAUCUAAAAGUAGCAAAGCCAGCUUCAGGGCUGGGGAAUAUUAUAGAACCAAGAGAUCCAAAGAGUUUAACUUCUGGCUCAGAAGUUGGAAUUGACUCUGCAUUCUUUUGAUGGGUCCCAUUUAGUGGUCUAGUCUGGUCACCACUUUUUAAAGGAUAGAAAAAAUGAGGAGUAUUUGGUAGAACGCUUAUCUGCUUCUUGUAUGUCUCUGCAUUAGUAUUCAGAUCACUGUCAGAUAUUGGUUAGAUGAUAGACUACGUUAAGAGCAGUGCCCCCUGCCAUCUCGUCUCCGGAAUGAGUAUAUAUUCCUGCAUUUUUCCUCCCCACAGUUGAAGAAAUGAGAAUUUCAUGAAGGCUUUAGUUCUAUGAAUGUUGAAUAAACUGAAUAAAAUCAACCUGCAAUGGGACAGUAAAAUUGUGCCUCCUCCCUCCCAUGUAGUUUCUUUAACAAAUAUGCAACUACCUAGGAGGCAAAUUAACCCGUGUCUGAAAAGCAAAGUAUUCCAUCCCUCCCUAUUUGAGGGUUAGUUAUCACAUAUUAUAGGGUAUAUGCAAAUAGCAGCUGAUGGAUGGAUGGAUGGAUGGAUUAGCCAAGCAAUUUGCCCAAGGAGAUCUGUGCUCAAGCAGGGAUGUUUUCUUGGUCCCCUCCUCCAAUAGCCUCUCUGAUGAAAAAAAAACCAAAACCAUUUAUGUCUGAACAUAGUGGCCUAAUCCACGUUUUUUGGCAAACCAUGGUUUAUGGCUUAGGGUGAAUGGGCAGCUUGCUAAGGCCACAACUGCCCAAUCACUCCCAAUUCACUUCUUCUCUGGGGUGAGUGGAAGCAGCAAAGCCUGGGAUGCCAUGUCUGAAUCUGGAAUUGUGGUUUCCGUCCCCAAAGAAACAUUGAUCCUAAAGUCAAAAUCUGUUCUUUGCUUUCUGAUCAUACUUAAUUCAGGAGAAACAAACCAUCGUCCUUCUAAUAUGGCUUGUUACUCCCACUUGCGCCAGAGGAAAAGUGAGGUGCCUGCCACAAAACCCUGCUCAUUCAUGGUGAGCCACAACAGGAGUGGGGGACCUUUUUGGCCUGGGUGGGCCAAAUCUUUAUCUCCUUGUUCCCAUGGGCCAGCUUAGACAGGUGCGUGGUCAUUUCAUUCCAAACAGUUAUCUAUUGAUAUUGAACUGUUUGUGGUAUCGUUGGAUACAACUAUUGGGCUACAACAAAUGCAAACUUUGACACUGACUUCUCUCCCUCUUUUAUGUAGGAUGGAGGAUGCAGCUGUCCAGGAGAUGUUGCCAAAGCUUUUGGUGAGUAUUGUUUGCUGCUUGAGAAAUGUGAAGAGCAUUAGGACCUACUGUCUGAUUAAAGAUCUCACCUCCCAUUUAUCUUCCACAUAACUCAGAGGAAGCAGAAUGGAAACUACUUCGCAGACUGAAACUGGCCUAGUUCACACGUACUAAUCCAUACCAUGGCUUAGCUCAGGAGUGGGAAACUGCAUCUGGCUAGUGAGCUGGGUCUAGAACUGCCCCCACCCCUUGUAGGCUAUUUUUGAUAGGCAGGUAGAGCUGCCCACCUGUCAAUCAUCUGGCUUCAUGUGACAUCAGGUGAUCACAUUUCAAAGGAAAAAUCAGGAGUGCAUUCAGAAGUGUGCAGUCAUGAGUGUGCUCUUCCAUUCUAAUUAAAGCUGGGACUGCUUUGCAGCCACAAGCCACAGCUGCAAAAAAGGAAUAUUGCUUUCCUGGCCGAAAAUGGGGAAGGCGGCAGAUUGGCUUUGCUGCUGUGUUUCCACCAUCCUGCUUUCCCCACCACCUUGCCCCUCCAUGUAAGCAGCAGUGAUUCGGCUGUCAGGUCAGGCAAGUGCUGCUGCUCCACCAAGCCACCUGCUGUUGGUUGACACAGGAUACAAGCUACAUGCAGUUACAUGAUCUUUGUGGAGGUGGGAUAAUGAUGCUCACUUCUGAAUCUGCUGAAUGUGUGCCACCAAAGUGCUGAUUCUGCACCCUGCUUUCGGCUGCAGUCCUAACCCGCCUUAUUUGGGAGUAAGCCUUAGUGAAAUUCAAUAGGACUUCUGAAUACACAUUGUUAGGUAUUGCACUGUUAGGGUUUAUCGACAGCUCUUGUCCCACUGCUUUUCCCUGGGGAAAACUGCUUUUUAGUGCUCAAUUGGAGCAAAUGGUAAUUCGGGUUUUCCCUGGAUUAACAUUUCCUCCGAUUUAGAGCUAAAGAGCAGGUUUUUCCUGGGAAAGGAGUAUGACAAGGGGGAAACCACCCAGACCCAUGCUUUCUAGGCAUGGGACAAGAGGUAAUGAGGAUGAGCCCUCAGUUUGGUUAAAAUCCUCCCAUACCAGAAUAAUUCAAUUUGGUGCUUCCCCCAUGUUGACAUCACUCACUUCCUUAAAGCUAUAGCUAAGGCUAUUCCAACUUCUCACUACGUUUUAAGCAGGCAGGGGGAUGCCUUGCUACUAGAAAAAAAUGGCUUUAUUUCAGUAGGAACCUUUCCUGGAAUUGGGCAAGCAAGAAACUACUUCAAGCGGUUCCACUGUUUUACUUUCUUAAGCUUUGUUUCCCCGAAACAUAAUCUAAUUUCAUCUAAACGCAAUGAAAAUUGUGCCACCUCCCAAAAUGUAUGGAAAUACAGAUGUUAGAUCUUGGCAUUUGACUACAGUAAUCAUCAUCAUCAUCAUCAUCAUCAUCAUCCAGGAACAGAGUUUGCCCUUGAAGAGGUCUAGCUGCAGAAAAUGGGGAGAAAUGCUAGAGGUUGGGAUGAUAGCUGUCUUCCAUUGGCAGAAGGAUUCUAGUUGAACAUGAACGACAAAAUUGUUACGUCUUUCUUUCACACAGCCUUUAUGAUGGUGGCAUGGAAGCUAUUUCCAAAUGGUGAGGCAACCACAUUUAGCUGCUGAGAUGGGAAGUUUCACUAGUCUCUUAUUUGGGCCAAGGAACACAGGAUUCUUGUUUCUUCUGAUCACAUUCUUAUGUACAUGCAGAUACAUGCCAGCAACAUUUCAUUAGUCUGGAUAGCUCAGUUGGUAGAAUACUGCUGAUAAUGCCAAGGUUGCAGGUUCAAUCCCCAUAUGGGACAGCUGCAUAUUCUUGCAUUGCAGGGGGGUUGUACUAGAUGAUCCUCAGGGUCCCUUCCAACUCUACAAUUCUGUGAUUCUCUGCUCCUGGUUCUCAAAGUGUGAAGAAGGCCUUCCUUAGGAAGCAGUUGGGUAGAAAACAUAUAUGAGCAUUUCUGAACCAAUUUCCAUAUGCCCUCUCAUGUAAUCCAAGUCCUACUUUUUUAAAAUGAUAAAAUUCCCAUGAAUGACUAGGUUUCUUUUAUUGAUACAUCCUGGCCAGAUAGGAAUUGCAUUUCAGCUAUGCUCUCUUUUGGCCUUCUUUGCUGCACACAAAACUCUUAAUACCCUCUUUCUAUCACAGGAGCUGGUGCUGAUUUUGUGAUGCUCGGGGGCAUGUUUGCAGGACAUGACCAAUGUGCUGGAGAGAUUAUUGAAAAAAACGGCAAGAAGGUGAAGCUCUUCUAUGGAAUGAGCUCUGACACAGCCAUGAAGAAGCAUGUGGGAGGUGUUGCAGAAUACAGGUACCAGCUGCACUCAGAAUUUUGGCACAGAAUUAAGUUCCACUCUUCCAGCUCCCUCAUUUUUGGAUGUUGUCCCUGGCAGCAAAUAGCGGAGAUCUAAGUGCAACUUGUUAUUGCCAGCAGGCGCCAUGGCUGUAUCCCUAACUCUCUAGUACAAGGGCAAUGAAUCCUCGCUUAGCAAUCAGUCUGGAAUUCAGACCAGUGUCUUGUAAAUUGAGGCAAGCCUGAUUAUAUGGAAUGGCCAAUCCAAUGCAAGAGAAAUGAAUGCUUAAGCCUAAUGGGUUUAGUUGUGCCUUUGUGUGGUAUUGUGGCAUCUGGCUUCUAGUUUAUUAUAGAAUGGAUUAAUUUUUUUCUCUAGCAACACACUCCGCAUCCUGUGCAAAGCACAACUGUCGGACAAGAACCAUACACCAAGUUCUGUUUACUAAAUGGGAAUAAUUUAAAUUAAGAAAAUCAGUAUUCAGGAGAUCGCAUCCCCUGGUUUCUUUUGGAUGUAAUAGGGAUCUCAGGGUGCAAUAACAUGUUUGGGCCAGCAGUAAGCUGUCACCCGUAUUUCCUUUCAUAGCUUGUCUUUCAAACAAGUGAAAGAGCCCUUGUCAGAUAGUCCAGACUGCCCUAGAAAUUCAGACUAUAUAAUUUUGCCUCCGUUUCAGAUUAGUGUUUCAUAUUAACUAUACUGAAGAUGCAUAAUCUUUUCCCCCACCUGACUGGAAGAAAGUACCUCAAGAGAGACCAUGAUAUGCUCCAGUAAAUGUGAUUUUCUCAUCCUGGAGCUGUCAAGGAGAUUGGAUCAGCUAAUAAGCAUGUUAUGAAGGUUUUCAUAAGUAUAAAAAACCCUGUACAGACUUAAAAUUACUUUUUGACAGCAUUUUUAGAAAAUUGCAUUAUCAGUUUUAAUUUUGUCUCCUCUCCCCACCCCUUUACACAACCACCACCAGCACAACACAUUGCUAGGGUUGCCUUACCAAUCUAAUCUUAUUUGGGCGGUGGGUCUUGUACAAGCAAAAAUAACUAUUAUGUGUUUGGAGGCGGCUUGUGCUGUUGAAAGGCCCACAUCCAGUGCAUGUUAAGGAAAGCACUUUUUAAAAAAAUUCCUAGAGAAAUUUGAUUUUUGUUCAUUGAAAAGAACGACUCCUACUAGUGCAAAUCAAUCUGCCUUUACCUUCAGAGCGUCAGAGGGCAAAACGGUGGAGGUGCCUUACAGAGGGGAUGUGGAGGAUACCAUUCGUGACAUCCUGGGCGGCUUACGGUCUACCUGCACCUACGUGGGAGCUGCCAAACUCAAGGAGCUUAGUCGAAGGACAACUUUCAUUCGGGUAACUCAGCAGCACAGCACAGCUUAUUAGCCAAAGAGGAAAAAGCUGUGGGGCUGUAAAACGUGCUGUCUGUUCUCCCUCUCUUCCAUUUUUUGGGGGGCAAGAUGGCUUCUUGCUGGCAUACUUCAAGCUAGAAGAGGAAGAAGGUUGAUUGCCCCCCCCAAAAAAGUUUGUUGUAGUGGUGGGGUUAAGCCUAAGGAGGUCAAGCCAUACACUUCAGCUACGCCCAUGAUGAUUUAUUCUUUGUUCAAAAUACAGUAGCGCUCUAUUUAAAUGAGAAUUCUAUAGUUUGAUCUAGUCAGAUCUUCAUUCUGUUGGAACAGUUGUUACCAAUAUGAGCAAACCCACCUAAGCUUUAUACAGUCAACUGACCGGUUUCUUCUGCUCCUUUAACAUGGUGCAGAAGUCAGAAAAGCCAGGAGAGCAACUGUGAAAACUAGAAGGUGCUCAUUGCCGGAGUGUGGCCCCAGCAUGCCAACCUUCGGCCAACACCUCUAGAACUAAAAAAAUAAAAUAAAAUGCUGCUUUUCUCUGUGACAUUAAGUACUUGAUUUUUAAUGCGUGCUGAUAUAUUCAUGUUCUUAAAAUUGUUGAUUAAAUAGUUAUAUUAAUUUUAUUGCAAUGCUUUGCUGGCAGAGACAUUCAAACAAAGGAAAUGGACAUGUCUUUUAUAUUCAUGUGGGAUAUUUCCAAGAUAAUGGUGGUUGCUAUAUUUCGCAAGAUUCCUUUGGUUAAGGACAGAGGACAAACAUCGGCUUCAUAUAUAUUUUUUGGUUCCUACUGUUCAGGGCCUGAUUAAGCCACCUCAUUCCAUUUAUCAAAGAUCAAGUGUUUCCAGACACUACAGAAUACUUGCAGGGAAGUUGUAAGUGGAGUUCUGUAGUUUUAGGCGCCAGUCAGCUCCACAGCUCCUCAUAACCAAGGUCUUUCAGAUAAGGGGCAGUGUGGUUAUGACCUUCAGUCUGGAACUGCCGAUUCACUGGCUAAGGUUUGUUUGUUUUUUGUCACGCAGGCCUUCUGCUGCUGUGACUUCCUUUUCUUCUAGUAUAAGUGAUGGCUGCCUGCCUCUAACAUUAAAGUGCUGGACAGUGAAAUUCCCAAGUCCCAGGGUGCAUCUGCUUCACUUUCUUACAUGAACGUGAACAAUUGCAUUCAUAGAUAGAAUGAGGGCAAAACCUGCCUUCCCUCCUGCAUUUGACAGGGAGCUCAGAGGUGCUUCCUGCUUCCAUCUCGGAGUUUUUGUAAUCCACUCCCUCCCUUGGAGUCAUUAGCAGCCUUCCUUUGAAAAGCCAGUUUAAGCUGGGGUGGGUAGAAAGGUAGGAGUAUGCCAAUGAAUAAAUGUAAUCUACUCGUCAUUUGCUGAUUAUUUUACUUUCAUAGAUGAUCUAAUAAGUAAAGAGAGAAGCGAGCAUACAAAUGUACACACUAAUUUCUGAACUGGAACAGUGUCUUAAAACCACAGCAGAAAAAGAUAGCAGCCUAAUUUGCUAGCAGGUUUGAAUUUUCUGGGAUAUUGAGAGCUACAGCAAAACACAUCUCUGUUGUACUUUUAAAGUACUCAUUCCCAUCCUGGAAGACACUGCAACCAACUAUACUGAAGGUGUGUGGUCUAAUUAUAUAUUACAUUUUAGGAACUUGCACUGGAUUUUUAAAAAAAUGUCUCUUCAUUCUCUCCAGUAUUUCUUUAUCUUCUAAUCUUGAGACUUUAAGGUGCAGACAAAUGGUCCUUUGCAGUUGAGACAGAAAAUUUCAUAUUACAACAGGUCCUUCCCUGUCAGCCCUAUGGACUUGGCUGCCGUCAAGUCUUUGAUAUAAUAACCGGAGUAACGAAAUUGACAGCUUGUACAUGUGUGCUACACGGAACUUGACAGUGGAUAUGCGUAGUUGCUGGGCAUUCACAACUACAGCAUUUCCAAAGCUGAACACAUGCAAGUGAUCUGAAAGCGCAGUCGAAGUUAUUUUUUAAAGGAAUGAUUUUUAAACAUCAAAACUGAAAUCUUGAACCCACACUUACUGAAAAGUAAGUUCCACUGAAAAGUAAGUUUUACUGAAAAGUAAGUUCCACUGGAGCUUGCUUGUGAGUAGUCAUUCAUUGAUUGUGUUUUGAAGAAUAAAUUUUCUCCUUUGGGUUGAUUUAAAUAUAAAACAGGAAUAUGAUUCUUAAAAACAUACAUUCUCUAUUUGAAACAAACUAUUCCUAACAUUCCCCCUAGAACAGAAUCACCUUUCCCAUUGCAUGGCAAAGCUUUGCAACACUUGAUACGUUUGGAUUUGGUUAUGUUUCCACCAUCAUUCUAAAAGUGUUAAAAGUCUGCAGAAUGGAAAUUUAGGUACGCCUGCUCCCACCCUCAAAUUGGCUGGAAAUCUCUCAUGACCUUGCAAUGCAAUGGUAUUUUAAAACCAACGUACCUGCUUAAGACACUUCUGGUUUCACAUGAAAGAGAACCAACAAGAGCAGCUGAAAUGACCCGCUUAAAAAAAUUAUUUAAACCUAAUUGAAUAGCAUGUGGUGAGAUUGUACUAGAUGCCUGUGCAAGCAGAGAAUGGAUGCCUUACAAAUAAUGCAUAUAUAUCUGUUAGAAAUGUGCAGACACUUUUUAAAUCAAUGUAGAAUAUUGCAUAGACAGGAAAAGCCACACCAGGGAGGCCAGUUCUUACAUUAUUGCAGUGGUGUGGGAAGCAAUUGCCUUAAGACACUCUGCCCUAUCACUCAUCAUAACCUAAGAAAGGGAGAAGUUUCUGCUAGUAGUAAUCUUUGGCCUUCCCAAAUGUUGAAGACUCUACCUCCAAUCAUCCCUGGCCACCGCCAUUGUUAACUGGGGUUGAGGCCCAACAUCUGGAGGUGGUUUUGAAUCCCUGUUUAGCAAGCACCAGCCUAAACCCCCCCUGAGGAUAUUGCAGUAUUAUGUGAGUGGGUCCCCUUACCUUGUGAGCAGACCCCUAGGGAAGUUAACUGUGUCCUGCCUCCCUUCUUAGCAUGGCAGCUGCAGAUCCACACUGCACAGAAAGGUCUUGCCGGAAGUCAUACUUGAAGCUCUGUGCUCUGCCAGUGACCCUACUGCUAUAAACAUCCUAAAGGAAAUUGAACCAUACAGCCCAACAAUAUCUGCACUCCCCUCCCCUUACCUCCAUUUUUCCUUGAUUUUAGGAAAGCAAGUCCUCAUGGUACAUACAAUUUGGAUGCAGCCACUGAAAUCACACACAACUGGAUAAAAUGUCAAAGUAUCAUAUUCUUAAGGAUGCAUGAAUACAAAGAUAAUUAAUAGAACAGAAUGAGCUCUAAAUGAAUUCAGAAUGCGCAAUCAUACUAUGCAUGCAUUAUAUGACUAAAGUUCCAGUUUCUGAAUUUGGGUUUGUGGCAGGGGACUGGAAAAUAGAAUUGAACUGUGAUUUAUAUAAAACAGAAUGGCAAUUAUAUGCAAUAUGCAUCAACUUCUGUGUAUAUUUUAUUAUGGAAAAAAAUAAAUAUGUUUUAUUAUUCUAUUUUUUUUUUAAAAAACCCUCCUUGUCACAAAGAUGAACCUCAGGGUAAACUUUCAUAUGGACAAACUGCUAUUUAAAAAAAUGAAACAAACUGACUCCCACCUCUUUCUUAAUUCAUACACAACAAAGAACACUUAUUUGCAAUUGGCACUGUUAUUUUUAUUAGUACGAGUAUACUGAAACAAUAAACUUGUACUGGUAUACAGACAAUUUCUUUAAAACAAUUUUGUUCAAAUUUUGAAUCAAACAUUGUUUUAUUAUAAUAAUGAAAUAAUUUCUACCUAGAAAACCUGCAAGCACCAUCAAAGAAAGGGACCAUAAAAUUCAAUAAACAGACGCGAGUGUAUCCUACAAAUAGACACACCACGAUUAGAAAAUAGAAUAUGAAUUCUUCCAUUUUUUAUAUUUGUUUUAAAAAAGCUAGUGCAAGUACAAUAUUUUACACUGGAAUUACAGAGAGUAUGCACGCAUAUGGAAAAAGGUUCUCUUGUCACAAUAAAAGCUCUUACCUAUGUCUGUAUGCACU